AUGCUCGAGAACGCCGCCGAGAACGUCAGGCGAUACGCUCCUCCAUCGCAAAGGCAAUGUUCCUGUCUGCUCAACGCUCACCUCCUUCCCCUUCACGGCAUGGUUCUCCUUUGAAUGGCGCGCUUUCUCGUCGCCCGCCCGUUUUCUCGGGACCGGGAGUAUUGGCUCAUCUUUCUGCAUGCCUGGUUCCUUGAUUAUCAUCGUCGACUUGGUUUGUUAGGGUUUGGUCUUCCUUUCUACCUGGAUCGCGGAUGUUCUUAUUUUCGUUUAUUCCCUUUCCAAUGGCCUACGAAUCAAGUGGAAGUUACGCCUCCGCGAGGUUGUCGUUUUUCUGCUGAUCCUAUUCACCGAUCUGCAGCUGACAUACUUUGGGUGACUUUGUUCCAGGAACCGUGCGCUCGGUCGACGAAAAUCUGGAGGUGGGUUGCCAUGUGCAUCCUUCUGUUCUGAUUCAUUGUGAGCAGUGUAUGUGGAUCUCGGCACAAUAUGUUGCUAAAGGGGGAACUCAUUCUGCAUGGAAAUACUAAACCGCUCUAUUUUCUUGUUUGGCUAGUCUUAAUACUUUACUUUAUAAAAGCAUUACGUGGUCCAUUAACCAAAAAAUCCUUUUCACCUCUUCCGAGUUUGGGCAGCCUCAGUUGCAUAAGGAAGAGGUUUAGUACAUAUCCCUAUUACUGUUCCCAUUCGAAGCUCUCUCUCUCCCCCUCUCCCUCUUCCUCUCCCUCUCACUCUCACUCUCACUCUCACUCUCACUCGCUUUCACUUACUCUCACUUACUCACUCACUCACUCACUCACUCCCGUAUUACUGUAUGCUAUCUUGUGCCAUUGAAAAUGGAAGUCCGUGCUUACCAGUUAAAUUCUCUAGUCGAAGAUCGAUGUAGGAUGUCAUCGAUUUAUUUCACCUACAGACAUGUUAUCUAUUUAAGAACUUUUUGCUGUAUUCCCUGUAUGGAAAGAAACUGGCACAUAUUCCUCCUGUAUGGAAUGAAACGCUGUGAAUAUGACAGAAAGAGUUUUCAGUUAAUUUAAAAUUUCUGUCUGUUUUCCAUGGCCUCCUGCAGAGGGCAUAAAUUAUAAAAGAGUCCCAAGUUUUUAUUAUCCUUUAUAGUCGCCUUUUAUUUUAAUCGCUUUGAUUUUACAUUGCUAUCUUUAAUGGGGUGUCUUGUUGGUGUAUCAUCAGAGUUAGUCGGAAGCACGUGCAGCAUGAAUUGAAUGGCAGGAAUUUGCAUCGUGUGCCCUGCAUUUUUUUUAAAAAGCCAUCCGCACCUUGUCUUCUUUUUUUUCUGAUGAAGUGUCUGGCUACAAUCUCUUUGUGGACAGAUCGCUUCGAAAAAGUAAAUUAUGCUUCUGGGCACGAUGGAAAGAAGAAUCAAUCUCAUUCAAGAAAUUUCCUGUCUAUAGAUCACGGAGAGCUUAUCAACAGCAAGUAUCAGAGUGAAAACCCUUAUUCUUUGGCAAUUCCCGUUGAUGGAUGCUGUAAUAGUGAGGCUGCGCAAUUGCUGAGUGAACGUAAGUCUGGUGAUUUGCAUUGUUCCAUGGUUAUUCCUAGAUAGAAAAGUGUGCGAAAUUAUAAAAUCAUUUCUUUUAAUCCCGUCCAAACCAGUUGAAUAGUUUUCAGGGGCUUGCUAUCCUACGAAUCGUGUGCCUGGAUUCAAGAUAUUUAUCUUUAAUCCUUUUCGAAUCAUUCUAGUUCUUCUACCUGAAGCAUUUUCUUCUGUUGAUAAGCUUGCCAUUUUGGUGGUAUGUGCUUAAUAAACAUUGGUUUACCUCAUUUAUGUUGGUUGGAUAGAGCCGCUCCACUGAUCUCCUUUUUCAUGGAGAAAUCCUUCCUGGGUUGCAUUAGGGAGGAACUCGCUGAUGCUGGGUAAAUCUUUCUGAUUUUAUGGUUGAUCUGAGACGUAUCUCUCAGAUUCAAGACGUAUCUAUUUUUCAGCAUGAGUACCACCAGAGGAAGAAAAAGAGGGAAUUAAAGGGCAGAAGAAGAAAAGUAAGAAGAAUUGAAAGGGGGAUAGAAGAAACUAGACUCAUCUUGAGAUUGCGAUGAUUACUUUCCCCUUCCAAGAGCUCCUUCCUGCUUAGUUAUCGUCCAAAUGACAGAAACGAAUUGUGUGCUUACUAGGUCAAGAAUUACUGAAAUCCCUUCAUCCACUUCUAUUAUUUUUACUUUUUAUUUUUCAAAAUACUUAUCCAUGAAGGCUUUAUGAGCUAGAAGGAUGAAGGAGGGCAGUCUUUGCUCCCUUGAACAGGUAGUGGGGAAACCGAAAAACAUCUUUUUUGUCUUCCACACAAUGUCAUUGGGCUUAGUAAAUAAAUUCUUAUGCUACAGUAAUUAAACUAGGAGAACGAAUGCGCAUAACACCAGGCAAACCCAACUAGGAAGCUGAUUCAACAUUAUAUGCAAUACCCAAUAGCAUUUGGAUCUCUGGACAAUACAUACACUGCAUUGUAAAUGUUCCGAUUCAAAUUCGAAGAGGGUUUUUCCCACAAACAUGAUUGGGAAGGACGUUGGAAUUGGCUUUAUUUUGUUGUGAAAUGCACUCAUUUGAUGAGUAUUUACAACUUCUGUUGAUUAUUUGAUGUUACAUUCAUAAAAGAAAUUAUUUUUCCUUCAUAUUUAUGCAGGUUGGGCCGCUGCCAUGCAAUCAUGUAAUGACCCAGCUGUAGAUCUAUCUGGUGAGUGCAUAUUUGUACGAAUUCACCAUUGAUUGCCUUCUUAUGUUUCUUUUUUUAGUCAUAUUUUGUCUUUGGAUCGGUUUUGGUCAUAGAACAAAUUUCUGUUUGGAGCGUAAAUGAUUGGAAUAUAAUAGUAACCUCUAAUUACACUAGUGACAGUUAUACGUGCUAAAUUGUAUGCAUGUUGUUUGCUUUUGGAUUCUAUAGACUCGUGCUUAUGAUUGAAUGGCUUUGUAAGAGUCUCUUAGGUCCAUAAUUGCACUGGUUUUUCCCCUCUGAUUUGGAGCCAUUGGUGUAGAAGCUUUGAAUAGAGGAAAAACAUGUGGGCACACAAGAUAUCUUGAAUUAGGAUGGAAGGUAUUCGGUUUUCAGCAAAAAACGUUACUUUUUUUAAUUAGAUCUUCCCGUUUGGGAUAACGGACAUGAUUUCCCUGAUUUACUUAACAUUUUUUAAAAAUCACUUGAUUUUAAGAUUGUAUUCAUUUAGAUUACACAAUGUUUUGAUGAAAGAUGUACCUUUGACCAGAUACUUCUAGCAUUUAUUCUAGAGAUCACUUAUUCAGAGCUUUGUUAUUUUUAAAUUAAAUUAUUUUUUGAAGAAAAACAUGCACGUCUAUGUGAGAUUACUUGGUAAAAAGGGUAUGUUUUCAUUAAAAAGUUAUGGAAUAUAUAAAAAAAUCUUGAAUGGAAUAGAUUUAUGUUGUAGUACCGCAUAGAUAGUGCACAAUUUCAUUGUGAAAUACUAAUUUUAAUUAUGCAAGAAGACCCCUCUAUGUGUCUGCCGAUAAAAAUAUUAAAAAUUAUUCCGUCUGUGGAGAUCGCACUGCAUUCAAGCUGAGCGAUAAAAAUUGAGAGCAUGGUUAACCAAGCCACAUCCUCUACAACUUUCAGAGAGGAGUAACUCCUCUGCUACCUUUCAUUGUUUUCUUUUGAAGCAGACAGACCAGUUAUGUAUGCCGGAGCCGGUGGACCAGCCUGGGGACAGUUGAACCUCCCUCAUCAGGUAGUGUUUUCGUUCCCCCCUGACCUUUAAAUUUCAUUUCCUUUUGUGUCCCACUUUCGGGCUUCAUCCCUUCCCUUCAAGUAUUUUGCCUCUGCAGAUGGAUUUCUUGGCUGAGCUCCGGCGUGCAUAUCACAGCUCCCUCUCUUCCACGCCCUCCUGUGGUAGGUGA
Messenger RNA from Spirodela intermedia, 3847 nucleotides. The record is from the annotation of a GenBank genome assembly. NCBI's taxonomy places the organism in Eukaryota, Viridiplantae, Streptophyta, Magnoliopsida, Alismatales, Araceae.